Molecule: messenger RNA, 2279 nt
Organism: Aricia agestis (brown argus)
Lineage: Eukaryota; Metazoa; Arthropoda; Insecta; Lepidoptera; Lycaenidae
Product: gastrulation defective protein 1 homolog
Exons: 4
Coding region: 148-2130 (660 amino acids)
Biological process (GO): regulation of DNA double-strand break processing
Cellular component (GO): nucleus; site of double-strand break
Molecular function (GO): protein binding
Source: RefSeq, a predicted model, not a curated record
AUGUUUGGUAAAUUUUUAUUUAGAAUAAAUUUUUACCGUAAAUUAUUCACAUUUUAAGCCUGGGUAUUUACUAUAAUUUUAUAAAAUCCAUUGCAUGCUAUCUCUCAGUAAUAUUUCUAUAUAAAAACCUUCACAAAAGCUUUUACAAUGAAGAAGGGAAUAGCAUUUGGAAAAAUCAAUUUUAACGUAAGUAAAUCAUCUGAAAAUGAAAAAAAUGAGGUAGUAACGGGUUUCGGUAAGUUUGGUCGAACUCCUAUACAAGAACAGAAAGAGAUCGAAGAAAUAGCAGACGAUUUAGAGAGUCAACAUGUACAAGAGGUAAUGGGCAUAAAAAACUUCGGAAAGAAAGCGAAAAACUUCAACAUAAAUGAAUUGAUGGAGCAAGCAAAAAAAACGGCACAGGAGCUCCAAAAGAAUAAAAAAGAACAAGAAACCAGCGAAGACAAAUCACAAGAUAACACCCACACUGUUACCGAACCCACUUCAUCUCAAUCUGUUGAAGAAGAGGAAGAUGACGAUGAUUUAAUAGGACCACCGAUUCCGCCAAACUUACACGAUAAACCUGAUACUAAUACAAAAAAAGAGACAAAAGAUGAUAAAACAGAACAGAAGGAUGAAGACAGUUAUGAUGAACUCAGUGAUUCUGAUGACGAGGAGUUGAGUUUGGAGAAGAGAAUUCCUAAUUCACACGAGGUUGAAAUGCAUCAUGGAACCAAAGCUGUUGUUGCUUUAGCAGUUGAUCCAUCCGGCGCUCGUUUGGCAACAGGCUCUAUUGACUAUGAAGUAUCAUUUUGGGAUUUUGCAGGCAUGGAUACAUCUAUGAGGUCAUUCCGCACUCUGCAGCCAUGUGAGAAUCAUCCUAUUAAAGCACUUCAGUACUCAGCAACGGGAGACUCCAUUUUGGUUGUGAGCGGGUCGGCUCAGGCCAAGGUGUUGGACAGAGAUGGAUUUGAAGUACUGGAGUGUGUGAAGGGAGACCAGUAUAUUACUGAUAUGGCAAGAACUAAAGGCCACACUGCUGCACUGAACAGUGGUUGCUGGCAUCCACAUAUUAGGGAAGAAUUCCUCACUUGCUCUCAAGAUGGAACCCUAAGAAUUUGGCUAACUGAGAACCCCAAACAACACAAAGCUGUAAUAAAACCCAGACAAAAGGGUGGUCUGAAGACUAAUCCCACGUCAUGUGCAUUCUCCAGGGAUGGAAACACUGUUGCUUGUGGGUGCUAUGAUGGGUCAAUACAAAUGUGGGAUCACAGAAAGAAUUAUGUUAACACAAGUUGCCUGCUACGAGAUGCUCAUCAAAAUCAGGCUGAAAUGACAAGUAUAGCCUUUUCCUACCUUGGUUCAUACUUUGCGAGUCGCUCCAAUGAUGAAACUUUAAAGUUGUGGGACCUAAGAAAUUUCAAGAAACCUCUCAAUGUUUUUGACAAUCUUUUCUCUAGAUAUGAGCAGACAGAUUGUAAUUUUAGUCCAGAUGACGCCAUGGUGUUUACUGGUGAAUCAUUGCAAAGGAAUCAGAAGGAGGGUAGACUGAUAUUCUACAACACAAAAACAUUUGAGGAGGCAGCCCAUAUAAAUGUAACCAAAUCUCAUGUCAUAAAGGCCAUCUGGCAUGCAAAACUAAACCAGAUGUUUGUAGGUUGCGGCAAUGGGGUUGUCAAAUGUUACUACAAUAACAAGAGAAGUCUUCGAGGCGCUAAGUUGUGCAUAGUCAAAACGCAUCGCAAGAAGCAGUCAAUGGAAGUGGUGAGCUCUCAACAGAUCAUAACACCCCAUGCCCUCCCAUUGUUCAGGCAAGAGAAGCUUAGAACGAGUAAAAAGAAAAUGGAAAAGGAUAGACUUGACCCAUUAAAAUCUAGAAGACCAGAUCUGCCUAUAACGUCUGGGCAAGGAGGUAGAGUUGCAGCCUCGGGCAGCACACUCAGUUCAUUUGUUAUAAGAAAUUUAGGUCUAAGCAAAAGGGUCAACGAUGAACAAGAUCCUAGAGAGGCCAUUUUGAAAUAUGCAAAGGAGGCUGAGGAAAAUCCGUUUUGGGUGGCUCCUGCUUAUAAAAAAACUCAACCUAUGCCAAUUUUUCAAGACAAUGAAGAAGGUCCUACUGAUGCUAAGAAACAAAAGACAACCGAAAAUUAAAAUUAUGUAAAAAUAAGAAUAAUGGGGAACUGUGGUUGGAGUGUGGUCUAUUGACUAUUCUACAUGGAGGUCUUUAAAAUAAACACAAAAAAAAAAUAUCGCAUCUUCCCUAUUUAACUAUAGUGUAAAUAGCUAAUAAAUUAAAUGCA